AUGGAAAUAAAUAAUCAUAAUGGAAUCGAAAUAAAUUUAUGUGAAAAUAUCACAAUUAAUGAAACCAUCAUAAUUUCAAAAAACACUCAUAGUAAUAAUAAUAAUGAUAAUAACAAUAAUGAUAUUAAUAAUAAUAACAACGAAAUUUCACAAAUUGUAAAAACUUUGGGCGAAGAAAAUUUGGAAUUAGAAAUAAGUUAUCAAGUGGUUAUAGUAUUUGACCGAGAAAAACAGAAUGUAGGUAAUCAUCACCACAUUACAACAUGGGAUGAUGUUAUUGAUAGAACUUUACAAAGAUUGGAUAAUAUAAGUUUACAUGGUGUCAAGAAAAUUGGUAAAUUAAAUAAAAAUUUAGUAUUUUUAAUUAUAGGUUCAACUGAUGAAAGAUUGAGAGAUUUUUGCAUGGAAAACAAUAUUACAAUCAAAAAUAAAAUUGUUAAAGAGGACACAAAACUAAACGAAUCAUCAAGAUUAUUCAUCAUUGAAAAGAUACUAAGAAAAUCUAAAGAGUUAAGAUACAUUUAUAAUAAAGACUAUGUAAUAGAUAAAUUUCCGUAUGCAAAUAAAAGUUUUUUGCAUCUUGAUCAAGAGUGUAAAAAGAAAUGGUUUUACCAAUCACUGGAUAUUAAUUUAAUCAAUGAUUAUUUUGGUGAAGAGGUAUCUUUUUAUUUUUUAUUUUUAAGAUUUUACAAUGUCGGUUUGGGAAUUGUAUCAUUUUUUGGGUUAAUAGUUUUAAUCAUAUCAUCAACUAGAGAUCCCUAUAGAUUUACUGCAUCAGCUUUUUCGAUUGUUUUGGCUCUUUUAUCAACGUUCUUUUUUGAAAUUUGGAAAAGAUACAGCAGCCAAUAUAACUGGAAAUGGAAUCAAGAUGAUGACUACUUGGAAGAGGAAGACCCAUUGCCAUCAUUUAAACCAGAUCAUGAAGAUGAGGGCACAUACCACAGAGGAUUGUUUUUAAAGAAAAAGAGAUUUGGAGGCCAAAAAUUAGAAACUGUAAAAAAAUAUAUAGAAAUGACACCCUAUAUGAAUAAACCAGAGAGAAUGUUCAAACUAUUUAAAACCAUCUGCAGCUUUUCAGUAGUAGUAACAUUGGUUUGCAUAAUACCAAUUUUAACAAUAGCAAUUUUUACACUUAGAAUAGUAAUGAAGUCAAUUAAAAAUACCACUGUGGAGUCUGGUAUUGGCAGUGUUAUAAAUGCGCUCUUUAUUCUAAUUUUCAAUUUCUUUUACAAGAAACUAGCAUAUUGGCUAACAACUAAAGAGGACCAUAGAUUGCCUUCAGAAUUUAACUCUAGCUACUCUACCAAACUCUUUUUAUUCCAAUUUGUUAAUAGUUUUUCAGGUUUAUUCUAUAUAGCUUUCAUCAAAGAUAAUAUAGAUCUAUGGGGUGAUGCCGAAUUUAAAGAUCAAUGUAAUGAAGUAAAUCAAAUUAAUGGUGUUUGGCAAGGAUGUUCUAAAGAUUUACAAUUUCAACUGUUUUCAAUUAUUUUAGUAAACUUUUUAUCAUCUCUAUUCACUGAACUAUUAUUACCAUGGAUCGAAUACUAUAUUAAAAUUAUAGGUCAAUCAAAAUCAUUACCAAAAAAUGAUUUACGUUUAAAACCAUGGGAAAAACAAUUCUAUAUGUCAAAUUUUGAUACAUUUGAAGAAUACAAUCAAAUUAUAAUUCAAUUUUCUUAUAUUAGUAUGUUUGCUGCCUCUGCAUCUGCUGCUCCUAUAAUUGCUUUUAUUCAUAAUAUUUUCGAAGAUAGGGUCGAUACUUUUAAAUUAAUUAAUUCACUAAGAAGACCAAACUAUAACGGAGGUAACGGUUUAGGUAUUUGGUUUUUUAUAAUCGUUAUUAUUGGUAUGAUUUCUGUCCUAACCAAUUGCCUAUUAAUUGGUUUCACAUUCCCAACCUUGUCAUACUUUACACCUAAUACAUAUUAUAUUUUGUGGAUUGUAUUUAUUUUAGAGCAUAUAAUUAUUUUAGCAAAAGUAUGCUUGGCACACAUUAUUCCAGAUGAAACCAAAAGAUUAAAGAAAAAGAAAGCAGCAUUAGAUUUAGUUAAAAGAGUAUUAUUGGAAAAUGAAAGAGAAAACUAUAGGCUUAACAGUAAUUUGGGUCAUCAUAAUCACAAUCAUAUUACCCAAGGUAAUCUAUCUUCAAAUUCCACCACCCCCACUACCUCAAACUCAUCAUCACCACUUUUAAGAAAUGCAAAUAUUCAAGCCAGAAUUUCAAAAACAAUUCAUUCUGUAAUCAAUAUUAAAUCAAAUGUCGAUUUUGAAGAUGAAGAAGAGUAA
Messenger RNA from Dictyostelium purpureum, 2286 nucleotides. RefSeq lists its product as uncharacterized. Gene Ontology annotation, molecular function: chloride channel activity. Gene Ontology annotation, biological process: chloride transmembrane transport. The record is from RefSeq and is a predicted model, not a curated record. The transcript has 5 exons. The coding region runs from base 1 to 2286 and encodes 761 amino acids. NCBI's taxonomy places the organism in Eukaryota, Evosea, Eumycetozoa, Dictyosteliales, Dictyosteliaceae.